Cyclospora cayetanensis is the source of this 837-nucleotide messenger RNA. RefSeq lists its product as uncharacterized. The transcript is spliced from 6 exons. The coding region runs from base 1 to 837 and encodes 278 amino acids. The record is from RefSeq and is a predicted model, not a curated record. Lineage: Eukaryota; Apicomplexa; Conoidasida; Eucoccidiorida; Eimeriidae.
AUGUGGACUGGGUGGCUAGGGAUCAGCUUCUUGCUAGUGCCGGUGCCUGCUUGGUGGCUGGUCUGCGUCCUCGCUCUCCCUCCGGUGUUAGCGGCAGUUUCACCAGCAGCAGAAAUAUCAGACGUGAAAGGGACAGCGACAUAUUCUAUGCCAGCAGUGCAGUCCACGGAUUCGCCGACCACUGAUACCAUAGAGACAAAAGGAGAAGCGCUCUCCUCAGCAACCUGCGGAUCCUCUCCGCAGGAGGAGAAUCCAGAUGGUUUCGAUAUCGCCAAACUGAUGAACGCAGUCCGAAUUGAGCGGUCCAUUAAAUCGAAUUCGAAACACAGCAUCAACAAGGCUUCCUUUAUAGACUCGACCUUUUUAAUGGGCAUUGUCGCUACGGUCCUUGUCAUGUUGUAUGCAAUAAAAGAACUGACCCUAGAGAUGUCCAGUCAAAGACGGAUGUUGAGGAGAGUUGACGCAGAAGCACCCGCAGCAUUAAAUGGAAGUUGCAGAAAGCUUGAUAGAGCCAGUGCGAGAGGCGCUGCUGCACGUUGGGUCUUUUCGGCUAGAGGUUUGUACUUGAGGCGGCAUCAAGGAAAGAAGAAGCAAAGCACAAAACAUAGAAGCGUUUGCUGUUGGGCAUUGUCCUUGUAUGUCUCAGCCGAGCAUGCCUCGUAUGUAGCUGACGACGGCCACACGUACCUCGUUUCUUUGGAUUCCAGGGGUCUGGGACGCGUGGUGCUGCCUAAGACAUACUCGCAGCAGGAGACGGAAAAGUUAAUCGGCUUGUUCGAGCGAGCCCUGCAAUACUUAAAAAGCGUCCCCCCAGAGGAUACCAGUGCAUUUAAGUAG